Messenger RNA from Pelobates fuscus (common spadefoot toad), 1092 nucleotides. RefSeq names its product uracil DNA glycosylase (gene UNG). The record is from RefSeq and is a predicted model, not a curated record. Lineage: Eukaryota; Metazoa; Chordata; Amphibia; Anura; Pelobatidae. The coding region runs from base 73 to 996 and encodes 307 amino acids. The transcript is spliced from 6 exons. Gene Ontology annotation, cellular component: mitochondrion; nucleus. Gene Ontology annotation, biological process: base-excision repair, AP site formation via deaminated base removal; base-excision repair. Gene Ontology annotation, molecular function: uracil DNA N-glycosylase activity.
AGUCGUGCUCUAUUGUUCUGUAGAUUAACAGAAAAUCUAAAGCAAAUCAAAAUCUAAAGUGGGAAUUGACAGAUGCCAGUCCUGUGUGCAAUACGGGAUGUGCGGGUCACUGCUCUGCAGGUUGUUAAACGUAUGUGUAAAGUUUAUAUUUUUAGCAAGUACUCUAUGACCUGUGAUCCCCAGACCACUCCUGUGAAAAAGAAGAAAUGUGGUGGUGAUGAAAACUGCCCAGAAAUAGUGUCCCCUCCGCUCAGCCCAGAACAAUUGGAUCGUAUUCAGAGGAAUAAAGAAGUAGCCUUACAGAAACGUGCAGCUCGCAACAUCCCUGAGAGCAUAGGGGAGAGCUGGAAACAGGAGCUGAUGGCAGAGUUUACCAAACCUUACUUUGUAAAGCUGAAUGCGUUUGUUGCGGAAGAGAGGAAGCGAUACACUGUUUACCCUCCUCCACAUCAGGUGUUCACAUGGUCACAGAUGAGUGAUAUCAGAGAUGUAAAGGUUGUGAUUUUGGGACAGGAUCCUUACCACGGACCCAACCAGGCUCAUGGGCUGUGCUUCAGUGUUCAGAAACCUGUCCCACCCCCGCCCAGUUUAGGGAAUAUGUACAAGGAACUGGCAACUGAUAUUGAUGGUUUUGAACACCCAGGGCAUGGCGACCUAACUGGAUGGGCUAAACAAGGUGUACUCCUCUUAAAUGCUGUACUAACAGUCCGGGCUCAUAAUGCCAACUCCCAUAAGGAUCAUGGUUGGGAGCAGUUCACUGAUUCUGUGGUUUCCUGGCUGAACAAAAAUCUUGAUGGAAUAGUCUUUAUGCUGUGGGGAGCCUAUGCUCAGAAGAAGGGCUGCAAUAUUGACAGAAAGCGUCACCACGUUCUUCAAACCGUGCACCCAUCCCCACUGUCUGCACACAGAGGAUUUUUCGGAUGCCGUCAUUUUUCUAAAACAAAUGUCUUCCUCCAAGAAUUGGGAAAAGAACCUAUUGACUGGAAAGCUUUGUGAACUUUGGAACACUUCAGCCUUUGUUUCAAUUACUCAACGGUCCACUCCUGACUCCUUCAGUAUUCCACUGUUAGAAAACACUAGAUAUGAACAUAU